AUGGAACCUUUAGAUGGCACAGCACCUGUUCAUGCUGCCAUCGAAGAUUUCAAAAACGGGGCGUUUGUGAUUGUCGUGGAUGCAGCCGAUAGGAAGAACGAAUGCGACCUCAUCUUUGCAGCAGAGCAUGCGACUACUCAGCGCAUGGCAUUUGCAAUUCGCAAAGGCUCCGGCAUCACAUACGCAGUGUCAAGCAGGGAUCAUUUGACUCACUUCGGGCUCCACCCAGCCACGCAGAUAGGCACAGACCGCUUUGCAAUUGGAGCAUAUGUGUCCACAACUUUCCUGCCUGGAUCCAGUACAGGGAUUUCUGCUGCUGAUCGAGCUGCGACUGUGCGUGCUCUUUGCAAUUUGUCCAAUCCUGCAAAUUCCUUCUCAAAGCCAGGUCAUGUCGUGCCUGUUGUUGCAAGUGCGGAUGGUGUGCUUGAACGUAUGGGUCACACAGAAGCCGCUUUUGACCUGUGUCGGUUGAGCGGCUGCAGGCCAGUAGCUUGCAUGACUGAGCUGACUCAUGACGACGGUUCAAUGCUACGACGGGAGGCGGCGAUGGAGUUUGGCAGGCAGCACUCCAUUCGCGUCAUAACAGUGGAUCAGCUUGUGCAGCUUCGACGCUCGCAGCCAAGCUUCCCCAAUGCCCCCAACCCUGACAGCGUUCCCAGCAUUCGUGGCUUGGACUUGCCCGCGUUUGAUGGAAGUGGCCUUCGGAUUGCAAUCGUUUGCGCUCGCUGGAAUUCUACUGUCACCGGCAGCCUAGUUGCCGGGGUGAAGGAAGCCCUCAGCUCCUGCAACGUCCAGGAUGUCAUGGUGGAGUAUGUGGCAGGCUCCUACGAGCUUCCUGCAGCUGCCCAAAUUCUUUUGGAGUCUCAGAAGUACGAUGGCAUCAUUUGCGUUGGCUGCCUCAUCAAGGGCCAGUCGAUGCAUUUUGAGUAUGUGAGUGAGGCGGUGACGCAUGGCAUUAUGAGGUUGAAUUUGGACUACAAGGUGCCUGUGAUCUACGGUGUUCUUUCAGUGCUGAAUGAACAGCAGGCCAAGGAGAGAUCAGGCGUUUCUGGCAGCCACAACAGUGGUGAAGAGUGGGGGAUCACAUGCGUGGAAUCCUGCCUGUUGAAGAAGCGGUACCUCAAGGCCGCACGCCUGUAG
Molecule: messenger RNA, 1140 nt
Organism: Effrenium voratum
Lineage: Eukaryota; Dinophyceae; Suessiales; Symbiodiniaceae
Source: the annotation of a GenBank genome assembly